Echinococcus granulosus is the source of this 2343-nucleotide messenger RNA. RefSeq names its product Williams-Beuren syndrome chromosomal region 16 protein. The record is from RefSeq and is a predicted model, not a curated record. Bases 1 to 2343 code for a protein of 780 amino acids. The transcript is spliced from 9 exons. Gene Ontology annotation, biological process: apoptotic process. Gene Ontology annotation, cellular component: small ribosomal subunit; mitochondrial ribosome. NCBI's taxonomy places the organism in Eukaryota, Metazoa, Platyhelminthes, Cestoda, Cyclophyllidea, Taeniidae.
AUGAGUGUAUUCUGCCUCCGUUUAUCUCGCUGCUUUUUAUCCACUGCAUCAAAUACCAUCUCCUCUUCCUCCCUAACGUGGUUCACGAGUGAUGCCCCACGUACUAGCAUUUUAACUCCGUCUGCACAGCUUUCCAAUCCCACUGCCUGCCUGGGUAGAUUUUAUUCUAUUCCUGAUCCCAUCGCAUCUCGCAUCAUCUCACCCUUCCUCACAAACGAACACCUCCGCGAACUUAGUCUUUUUGGCGACUUUUCUCUCCUCAUCCGCAAGCCAGCUCUCGAUAUUAUGGGCUUUUUGGAAUCGGCUAAAUUGACGUCCUCGGUCCCCCGUUUCGUUCUCUACGGACAGCCCGGUUGCGGGAUAUCCGUCCAGCUGGCGCAUAUCGCCCAUUACGCUGCAGAGAAAGAAGGUCUCAUAUUCGCCUUCUGUAAUGCAGAAGAUUGGCUUGAACGGUGCAGUGACUUCAUUCCGAGUAAUGCAUAUCAUCAGGGACAGCACAGGCAUCUCUUUGAAGGCGAGGCUCUGGAUUUCCCGUGUCGUUCAGCUGCGUGGCUAAGCGGCUUCGUGAAACUUAAUUCUCCGGUGCUUGAAAAGUUAAAUCCAAUGAUUACUCGACCUGUAGAGUGGACGGUGAAGGAUUCUUCUCCGGCUGGGACACCUUGGAUGGAGUUGAUCGAUUUCGCGAUAACGCGACCGAAAUAUUCUACAGAUUGUAUUGGAAUCCUUCUUCGUGAUUGCUUCCAGAUGCGAGCCCUGUCGGCUAGCGAAAAGGCAAUAAAGUGUUACCUCAUCAUUGAUGGAGUGAACUUUCUGUGGUGUCGUGGAACGAGACUUCAAGAUAAGGUACUUCACAAAAAAGUCGCUGUCGAUCGACUAGCGAUUGUACAUCAUCUCCGGAGGGCUCUUCAAGGUGAUUGGCCGCACGGAGCAGUCCUAACUUCCGUGAAUGAAAGAGCUUCCUGGCCGUCGGAUCGUGAGGAUCAUACACCGGGGUACCUUUUAACGAAACGUGGUUUUGAGACAAUGGAUCCAUUCAUCCCCGUGCAUGUGUUAAACUAUACCCCAGUGGAGGUGGAUGCCGUUAUGCAUUUCUACGCUCAAAACAGGUGGUUUGCCAAUCCGGCAGCGUUGGACAAGGAUGGAAGAGCGGAAAUCAUCUUUCUAGCGGAUGCGAAUCCACGAGAAUUGGCUAAAGUGGCUGCAGAAUGGGUGGUUUCGGGGGCUCUCGUUGUCGUUGCGCGGAGUGGACAGGGUGCUGUAUGCCCUGGGCGGGGCGGGUGGGCCCUUACUACCGGUUUGACCAGUCGAAUUCACGGUAGUAUAUCAGAAUCUCUCAGCAUUGAUGUUGUCCCGGAACCGCGUAUAGUUCCAAUUCCACAAGAUGAAGAGCUUCUUCCUCUCAUGUCCUCUUGCGGCCGCGCCCAUUCCAUUAUCGUCUUUCAAAACAUGAAUACAAAACAACCGGUUCUGUUUAGUUUGGGGAAUAACACUUAUGGACAAUGUGCACGUGAAAUUAUCGCAGGAGAAAUUUUCACGGCGGAUAAUCCUCAGGUUACUAGAGUGUUGAUUCCGCCAGAAUUGAAAACCAUUAAACAGAUAGAAUGCGGGCAGGACCACAGCCUUGUGUUGUCCAGCGAGGGUCAGAUUUUUUCGGCUGGUUUAUCAACAGAUGGACAAACUGGAUUGGGUUCAACAGAUUCGGUAGAUAGGUUGACGAAGAUUGCUGGCAAUCUGAAUGGUUUACACGUUAAGCAAAUAUCAUCUCGUGGCGACACAGUUCUUGCACUGACUGAAUGUGGGCGGGUUUUCGGCUGGGGCAAUAACGAGUACAGUCAAAUUUGGUCUGCCAGCGAUGAGGUUCAGGUUCUUGAACCCACCGAAAUUCCCAUUCACCAAUGUCUCACCAACGUUAGACUAGGCAGGAUAACCCAAGUUGCUGCCGCUGGAUCAAUGUGUGGCCUCUUGGAUGAGUACGGUCAUGUUCUUGUUUGGGGUUUCGGAUGUCUCGGACUGGGUCCAAAGGCUUUUCAGUGCUUGAAACCAACUCUUAUUCCACCAGCUCUCUUCUCUCCUGCUCUGCCUUUCUCUGACAAUAGAAUAACUGAUUUAGUGCCUGGAUUGCAUCAUUUCAUAGCGCGGUCGAGUUGUGGUCUUCUCUGGUCUUGGGGUGCUCCUAGGGGAGGUCUGGCAUGCCUUGGACUGGGUCGGAACUCUACAAAAUCGACAGAAGAUGCGAUGAAGAAUGUUCAGACCUAUCCUAUGCCCUUGUCUCUUCCUGCAGAAGCAUUGAGAGUUGCUUGUGGUGUUGAUCACACCAUGGUUAUCGCCAAAUCCUUUGUUUGA